GGUCCUCCGGUCCAGCAGUCCUACUGUGUUACAGCAGAACCUCUGAUUCAGCAGUCCUAAUAUGUUAUAGAAGAAGCUCUUGAAGAGCAUAUAAUUUCAGUUAUUUGUUGAAAUGUCAGAGCCUCCUGUCAGCUCUAAGUGAAUGAUGUUCCGUCACCGCCGCCCUCUGACUUUCUCACCUCUGAAGACACAAGAAUGAGAAGAGGUGGGGUAGCAGAUCUUCUCAGCAUGGCAUGCUCGCUGACGUUCUGUCUUUUGUUUCUGUCUUUGUAAACGCUGAAUGUGGUGUGAUAUGAAUGCUGGUCUCAGUCCCCUGCUGAAGCAGCUCCCUGUCACAGAACAAAGCUGGAGCUGUACUCCGGAGAAAUAGUCUUUGUAACCGGCUCGAUUGUUCCCCUCCGGCCAGUGGCUCCUCCAUAAGAGGCUCUGGGUUGAGGUUGGGUUUAUAAUACACACAGCAGGAGCUGUAAUGUUCUGCCAGUCUCUCUGAGUGUGUGCUGACAGCUGCUUUAACACACACUCCACACUUCCUUGUGUGAUCAUUAAUUUUUAAUCUACGGUAACACCACUGACUGCUUUGUUUCCCAGCUGCUCCAAUGUUUGUCUGCAAUCAAAGGUUGAUUCUAGGCGGGUCCUUUAUAACAGGAACUUCGUGUUCAACCAGUCGGAGCAGCCAAGGAUGGGUAGUCUUUCUCUUCCCGGCAUUGAGGAAGCUCCACGCAUAGAGGGCUACAACGACAGCGCUACCACAGAGAUACAUCAUGCCGGCUGUUAAAAUGGGAGGACGAUACUUGAAGACAAGCCAGGCAAUGAAAGGGAUUCUUCAGUAUGCCGGUGGCCUGCUCGUCUUCCUCCUUGUUGCCCUCGUCAUCCUCAAGAACACUUCCUACAGCAUCACGCUAGACGGUGAUUAUCUGAAGCCUAAGGAGGUUCCGGCUGCACCAUCUCAAAGUAAAGUGAGGUCCUGCGGUCUGAAGGUCUGUCCAGCUGGAACCUUCAGCUUCUCCAUCUCCAGCGGAGCGGCCAACGUCGUCGCGCCUAAGAUCUGCAUCCAGAACAGAAUGGUUCUCGGCUCCGUCCAGAACAACGCUGGAGUGGGGCUCAACCUGGUGGUUCUAAACGGGAGGACUUUGCAGGUGGUCAAGCUUGGACACUAUGACAUGUAUAGUGGAGACGUUCAACCUCUCAUCGAGGUCCUCCAGGGGCUCGAGAAGGGGAACAUCGUCCUGAUGGCCAGCUUCGACGAACCAGCCACCAAGUUAACAGCCGAGGCCAGGAGUUUGAUAGAGGGACUAGGCAGCACUUCGAUCAAGGCGCUGGGGUUCCGGGACAACUGGGUGUUUGUUGGAGGAAAAGGAGAUGUAGCCAAAGGUACAUUUGAAAAGCACAUGAAGAACAACCAAGAGACAAAUAAGUACGACGGCUGGCCGGAGAUGCUCCAGAUGGAUGGCUGUAUUCCUCUGUUCCAUGAAUAGAAGAACAUUUCUCAGUGAAACGAGCACAUUAUUCAAUGUGUAGUAUCUGUAAAUUAAGUCAGGGGGGAGCUAUGGUAUGGAGGAAUGUGAAUCAGUCUGCUCUUGGAUAUAGUUGAAGUCGAUGAUUAAAGGGGCAAUGUUGGCUUACUUAUGGAAAUUCCUAUUGGAUAAAAAUGUUUUGUUUAAUUCCAAGUAUUUAUUGGAUGUAAAAUGUUUUUCAUAUAUGUACUGAGCUAGGCUCAACUGAAAAUGUAUUUGUAUUGGUGCUUGAGGCUAAAGGAUUAUAUAAAUAAUUUGUUUAUAUUUG
Molecule: messenger RNA, 1782 nt
Organism: Gadus morhua (Atlantic cod)
Lineage: Eukaryota; Metazoa; Chordata; Actinopteri; Gadiformes; Gadidae
Product: ILEI_FAM3C domain-containing protein
Exons: 10
Coding region: 762-1475 (237 amino acids)
Source: RefSeq, a predicted model, not a curated record